AUGUUUUCUGGGAUUCCGAAGUCUCCAGCCAACCUCGUACCUAAAAGCUACCGCUCACUUCACUCUGCAGCAGCAGCAGCAGAAGCUCGACUCGUGCGUGCUUCCGAUCUUUCCACUCUCUUGCAAGGCCGCGUUCCCCGCCCUCAUCUCCUUCAAAUCCACGGCCGGGUCUUCAGGCUCAACGCCCAGCAGGACAAUCUGGUGGCGACCCGUCUCAUCGGCCAAUACCCAUCUCACGUCGCGUUCAGAGUUUUCGAACAUCUGAAGAGCCCCAACGUCUUCCCCUUCAACGCCAUCAUAAGGGUCUUCGCCGAGGAGGGCUUGUUCCCAGAGGCUUGGUCCCUGUUCAGAGCCUUGACGCAGCGCCGGCUCUCGCCUAAUGACUUCACCUUCUCGUUCCUUCUCAAGGCGUGCUUUCGAUGCGCGAGCGUCGGUCAAGCGGGUCAGAUUCAUACCCACGUGCUCAAAGCUGGUUUUUGUGAGGAUCCUGUCGUGUGUAACGGCCUUCUCUCUGUUUAUGCCAAGUCCGUUAUGGAUGUCGUUUCCGCGCGUAAGCUGUUUGAUGAAAGUCCCCAGAGGAAUUCGGUCUCUUGGAGUUCUUUGAUUUCUGGUUAUGCUCAGUCGGGUCGGGCUGAAGACGCGUUGCGACUUUUUGUUGACAUUGUCUAG
Molecule: messenger RNA, 669 nt
Organism: Eucalyptus grandis
Lineage: Eukaryota; Viridiplantae; Streptophyta; Magnoliopsida; Myrtales; Myrtaceae
Product: pentatricopeptide repeat-containing protein At4g21065-like
Exons: 1
Coding region: 1-669 (222 amino acids)
Biological process (GO): RNA modification
Molecular function (GO): RNA binding; protein binding
Source: RefSeq, a predicted model, not a curated record